AUGGAUGAACCUCAGGUCUCGGCUCGCCAAGUAGCAACAUAUGCCAAUGGGGCAAUGCCUUUCAUUCAAGAGGUCAAUAGCGUACACACCGAGCUGAUUGCCACACACGAUCAGCUCUCACCCUGGAUUUUGUCACGUAUAGAUGCAAAGAACCGGCUAAGCGAGAAAGGAAAGUGGAUGACGAGGCGAACACUGGCCCGACGUCUGCGAGUGCAAGUGAUGGUUGAGGAUCUUUCUCCAGUACCGGAAUUUGCAAGAGCAAUUAUUGAGGCACUGGAAAAACCAAGUCUGUAUAAAAGGUUCCGAGCCGUUUACCUCGCAAUGAGUCGUUGGGGAGAUGUGGUACCAUUGGAAAUCGAGAUGGGAUCUUCUCUAACCUUGACGGAUACGGAAGUGAACUUCGACCAGCUCCCAAAGACGAACGUAUAUAAUAGUCUCACCCACUUGUCGACAAUCAAAACCGCACGUAUUAGUAGAUAUGGAGGUGCCACCAGCGCAGGAUGGGAGGACGGAAGGUGGAUUAUAAUGGACGCUCCUACCUCGGAAUGGCAGACAAUCAAAAUUGUCGCAGUCGCUCCAAUUUUUAGCCUUCUCGCUGACGACAUUCAAGUACAAAUCACAAACCUGUACAAUGAACGGUUAUCCUACGUUCCCCCUCUCACAAUCAACCCGAUACGUUGGCAAUGUCAAAUACACGAUGACACAAGUAAUGCUUCAAAGACGAUUUCAAGGAUAAUAACUCAUAGCUCGGAUAACAUUGAUCGGUUUGAAGUCGACUAUCUCGGCGAUGCAAUACCGCAACUUGACAAGGAUGAGGCCAACAAACAUACAUUCACACUUACCCAUGGAGAGCACAUCGUUGAAAUUUUGGCUAGUGGUGAUGACGAUGGGCUUCGUGGAGUGCAGUUUAUUACGAAUAAAGGACGAUGCUCCGCCAUAUAUGGAACACUUGAAGGUGUUCCAACUAUUGCAAGGAGUAAAGGUGGAAUUUUGGCAGGCCUAUCAGUGACUAGCAAGGUACAUCCUACACGGGGAUACUUGGCCACCUCAUUCCGGGGCAUCUGGCGCCAUGAUUUAAUACCACAUGCACCCAAAGAAAACGACGUGUUCUCGGAGUAUUUUGGUGCAAGGACUCACCAUGGAAGUGGGUUCAACGACCGCGCCCCAUUCAGCUAUACUAGCGAUUCAAGCGAUAGUAGCAUAACACUCUCGCCAGAAGCAAACAUUCUAGGCGAAUACGACAAGACAUUGAGAAACAAUCGGUGGCUUUACGGCUUUCGGGUGGACAACAUGGACGGACCUCAGGUUGUAGCACUCCAAGUAGCCUCUUACGUUAUUGGAUCAUCUCCCUAUAUUGAGGAGAAGAAUGACACAUUCGUUGAAGUAGUCAAUACUCAUACUAAACGGGGAUCUAACUAUGUUCAUCAUGGAUGGUCAAUUGGCGCAGUUGCAACACUAUCGCCCUGGAUUGCGUCCCGUAUAGAUGUAAAGAACCGCCAUAAUGCAGCAGGGGCCUGGGUCACGAGAAGAACAGUUGUUUCGCGGCUCCGUGUUCAAAUACAGGCUGAGGACCUCAUUGCGACUUCAGACUUUCAAACAGCAAUUGAAGAAGCGCUGAAGAGGCCAACCAGGUUCGAACAGUUCCAUGAGGUCUACCGUGCCCUUAGUCGUUGGGGAGACGUAGUACCACUGGUUAGAGGUAGAAUGGGAUACUCUCUGUCAUUAACGGACACAGAGGCAAACUUUUCUCGACUUCUACCUGGAACUUUGGACUACAGCCUUACCCAUUUGCCAACAAUUAAUACGGCCAAUGUGACAAGAAAGGGUGCUACGAGCUACGCGGGAUGGAACGAGGCGUCAGCUAUGAUAGAUGUACCACCCAUUGAGUGGCGACCAGUUAAAGUUGUCGAAGUCUUACCAACCCUCAAACUCCUUCCCAACGAGCUACAAGCGCAGCUUACCAACCUAUAUGCUGAAAGGUUAACUUACGUUCCUCCCCUCACUGUCGCCCCAAUUAGUUACUUGUGCAAGGUGAACGAUGAUACUGUCAACGCUUCAAAAACAAUUUGGAGGGUGGAGAUUCGUGGGACAGCCCAUAUCAUCGGACUUUCGACUCACUACUUCGAUGGUGUGAUAUCCCGAGGUGGCAAGGAUGGAGGUAACCACCAUAUGUUCACACUGACCGAAGGGGAACACAUUAUCGAAAUGUUGACCUGCGCUGACGGUGAAUGGCUUCGGGGAAUACAGUUUAUCACAAAUAUGGGGCGUUGCUCUGUCAUAUACGGCUCCCUCGAAGGGACUCCGGUCAUUUCAAGGAGCAAGGGUGGUAUUUUGGUUGGUUUGACGACAAGUACCAAGAAGCAUUCCGAGUGGGACUAUUUGGUUACCGGAGUCAAUGUUAGUACUACUUUUUACGAGCCCCAAACAUAUAUGGACGAUGCGACUAAACAGGGAAUAUGGCGCUGUGAUUUUCUACGAAGCGUGCCUAAAGAAAACGACGUGUACUCCGACUAUUUUGGCGCAAAAACUCACAACGGAACGGGCUUCAAUGAUCGUGCGUUGAUAGGAAACUCGAGUUCCAUGCACAUAUCGAGUGUGGAAAUAUGGUCAGGAGAUGAUGGCAUCGAUGGGAUUCAGUUUAUAUACAGAGAUACGCGAAAUAGUCAAAGUGAGAAGAUAAAAUCAGUACUUCAUGGGGGAUCCGGGAGUAGCCAUCAUCAAUUCGAGCUUAGAGAUGGAGAUUAUGUUUUGGAACUAACCGAGGUCGUACGAGUGAUAUAUACGGUGGAGGAAGCGGUCGGUCGUUCUCCACCCAGGCCCCCAUCGACAAAGCUGGGCGAUACCAUCGCUUGCAAUACAUACUUGGUAAAAGCCGGAGAGUAUGUUCUUGGCACCAGCUGGUUUUAUUCCAAGGAAGUGUUCCGUAUGCAUACGCACUCGAUGGCUGAUACCUCUCCCCUCGCAAAGCAGAUAUCUAUGGUCAGUGACUGGCUGGCCACAGUGGAAGUGAUACGAACCAACCUGAAGCUGCCUGAUCUUACUACCAAGUCUGGAUUACGCCAGGUUGCCCGUUCGCCUCAUAAAGUAUAUCCUCGUCUUGAAAAAGCGUAUACCGAUCACCUCAAGGACCCACUGGCGCUUGGUGCCCUUGCCCUCAUAUGGGGAAGGAUCUGGACUGAGUCUCGAGCCAGGCAGGCCUUGUAUGAUACUGGGUUCUUGAUUAAUAUCAUUCGCUUGAUCACUACAACGCCGGAUUGUCGAAUCCCUGCGCUCCAAUCAAUUGUUACAAUCGUCCAUCACGCGUCUCAGCCGGUCUUGACAGACAUCGCGCAUCGUACUACGCGUACUUUGCUACUCCUCCUUCGCUCAGAUGCCGAAUCCGUUAGGGUUCAUGAGCUUUGCAUCAUCAUUCUUACACACACCGCGGCCGCCUCCUUGGAUACCCUUCGAUCCGAUGGUAUCGAUUAUAAUACGCUCAUACAGGCUUUGAGUCGUGCAGUACACCGUCCCAACUCCACCCACACCAUGCAAACACAUUUUUUGGGAUUCCUACGAGCGACGUCCUCUCGUUUGCACUUCAACAUCUCUGCCGAUCCAUCGUCUGUCCACUUUAUUAUUGCUCACUUCCCUAGCACCAAUUUCGCAACUCGGGGAGACGCAUUGCUUGCUCUCAAUGAUCUUUAUGCCUCGGGUGCCGAACAGGAGCGCUCUUCCUGGGAUCCAAAUGCGUACUAUCGGGCUGCCUUAGCAGCCCAAACGGAACUCUCAGACGACAUUCUGGAACGCAUGGAAAUCCAUAUGGGUGGUCAGUUAAUGGCAUGCGACAUAUAUGUCAACACUCGCGCCACAGACGACUUCCAAGACGCGAUGGCCACGGUUUUGGAAGACAAGGAUAUGUACACCCUUGCUAAGAGACUAUAUCCCUUGAUCCUAUCGACCGAGUCCAGUAUCCCCCAGGGAGCAUUCCGUGACAAACAUGGCGAACUUAUUCCACUUGAGGAGCUAGGCUUGCCUUUUUCUUCGUUUAUAGAUGCGCUACCGCUUGCUGCAGAUGCCAUUCGUAUGAGGGGAAUACCCGGGGAACGACUGGCAGCCGACGUUAUCGAAGUCAAGCAUGCUCUAUUGACUCGCCAAAACGCUGUCGUGCGCCAAAUUUGCUCCGAGAGGAUUGAAUCCGAUUCUCAUGUCGCAUUCUUCUACUAUGCCAUGGUUCUGGCAGCCAGUUCCUCUGGAGGAGACCCAUCGGCCAAGCGUAUGCCCACCGCUGAAAGGCUUAAAUUGGCGAAACGAGGCCUUUUGUGCGAGGGCGCGUCGAACUAUAUUCGAUUGGGAUUGCACAAAGUUGCGUCGGAAUGUGCAUAUAAACUUGGCAUAGACCGACUGAAGACUGCAUCUGGCCCCCCAAUGGGUAGAGUGAAGCCAUCAAAUGAUAACACGGAGGAUUCAGAUGAAGAUGAAGAACUUUCGCCCCGUCGGACUAUGAAGUACUACACUGAGGCUGUCGUAUAUCUGACCAGCGCGCUCGAAGAUGCAAGGUCAUAUACGCGGAGUGCGCCAUUAGACUACAGGUUGCACAAGAGUGGACCCGUUCGGGAGCUCGAGUCAUUGAUUUCUCAACAGGAGAUCGUUGACCAACUCUAUACUACCUUAUAUUCGGAAAUACCCAGAACACACUCCCGUCUUGUAAUCAACUCCAUCAUACCCAACUGGGAGAGUGCCCAGCAGGAGUGGGAUACUCUACUCAGGAAGUUCGAUCGAAGGGCGCCCGUGGGUGAACCUGAACACACCCACAAUCAUCCUCAUGAUGUUGAAGAGGGGCUUCACGACGAACUCGAGCCUGAAAUGGACUUUGGCUUCAGCGGUCGACCUCCGACCUAUAUAUCCACUUUGGAUAUUCCGGCGCUCGUCCAUCCUUCGGGUGCAUUGAUUCCUGUUGUAGAUGUGGAUAAGUCCCGCCAAGAGGAGGAGCUGCGUCAAGCAUAUGUGGGGUUAGCAGCUUGGAUGGAGGGUGCUCCCAAUUCAGCUAUUUCGAACAACCUUUCCAAUUCUCUUAGUAUCCCCGGCAUGUCAUCUAUCGAGCCUUCUCCAAUCACGCCGAUUACACCCGUCGCCAUUUCCCCUCAGAUCCCUGUCGUAUCUCCUUGCCCGCUUGAUCGUAAGCCAUUCAUCGACGAGCAGAUUGUGCCAAUUGCCCAGUACAUGUGCUCUGCGUGCCACAAUCCAAGUGAUGGAUCCGAUCUCAAGACAUGCAGUGGGUGCAGGCGCACGAAGUACUGUGACGAAGUUUGUCAGAAGAAACAUUGGAUUAACGGUCAUGGGGACGAGUGUCUUCCCGAAACUAUAUAG
Molecule: messenger RNA, 5346 nt
Organism: Rhizoctonia solani
Lineage: Eukaryota; Fungi; Basidiomycota; Agaricomycetes; Cantharellales; Ceratobasidiaceae
Product: Jacalin-like lectin domain protein
Exons: 28
Coding region: 1-5346 (1781 amino acids)
Source: RefSeq, a predicted model, not a curated record